CCCACCCCAACUGUCCCCACCCUAGGGACUCAAGGUCCUAUUCUCCCCUUCUAAGCUUGCACCCUAUGGAACACAACUCCCUGCUCUGGCUCACGGGCUGGACUGUCCCCAGGAUCUCUCUUAGAGGGUUGGGGCAGGAAGAGAGGGGUGCAGAGUCAGCAGUUGAGAGAUUGGGGCCAUGCCACCCUGAUUAGAAGGGCUGGGGGCUGAGCUGGAUUCACCUGUCCUUGUCUCUCAUUGGCUCUUGGGAACCCCUGGCCCCUAAAUCCCACUAAGCAGCCCCACCAGGGCCUGCACAGGUCUGUGGGGGGGCCAGUUGAUUGCCAGUCUUGGGGCCAGAAGGGUGUCUGCGGAGGCCUGAGGCUGGCCUGAGCCUGGCUCUGGGGAUCCCCUCCAUCUAGAGGAACCAACUUAACCACCCUGUUCACCCGCUGCCGGGACCAUGGGGGCUGGGGCCAGCGCCGAGGAGAAGCACUCAAGGGAGCUGGAAAAGAAGCUAAAAGAAGAUGCCGAGAAGGAUGCUCGAACCGUGAAACUGCUGCUUCUGGGUGCUGGUGAGUCCGGGAAGAGCACCAUUGUCAAGCAGAUGAAGAUUAUCCACCAGGAUGGGUACUCUCUGGAAGAGUGCCUCGAGUUCAUUGCCAUCAUCUACGGCAACACACUGCAGUCCAUCCUCGCCAUCGUGCGUGCCAUGACCACGCUCAACAUCCAGUAUGGAGACUCUGCGCGCCAGGACGAUGCCCGGAAGCUGAUGCACAUGGCGGACACCAUCGAGGAGGGCACGAUGCCCAAGGAGAUGUCAGACAUCAUCCAGCGGCUGUGGAAGGACUCGGGUAUCCAGGCCUGUUUCGAACGCGCCUCUGAGUACCAGCUCAACGACUCGGCGGGCUACUACCUCUCCGACCUGGAGCGCCUGGUAACCCCGGGCUACGUGCCCACUGAGCAGGACGUGCUGCGCUCGCGUGUCAAGACCACGGGUAUCAUUGAGACUCAGUUCUCCUUCAAGGACCUCCACUUCCGGAUGUUCGAUGUGGGCGGGCAGCGCUCUGAGCGCAAGAAAUGGAUCCAUUGCUUCGAGGGUGUAACCUGUAUCAUCUUCAUCGCGGCACUGAGCGCCUACGACAUGGUGCUGGUGGAGGACGACGAAGUGAACCGCAUGCACGAGAGCCUGCACCUGUUCAACAGCAUCUGCAAUCACCGCUAUUUCGCUACCACGUCCAUUGUGCUCUUCCUCAACAAGAAAGACGUUUUCUCAGAGAAGAUAAAAAAGGCGCAUCUCAGCAUCUGCUUCCCUGAUUACGACGGGCCCAACACGUACGAGGACGCGGGCAACUACAUCAAGGUGCAGUUCCUGGAGCUCAACAUGCGACGCGACGUGAAGGAGAUCUAUUCCCACAUGACUUGCGCUACCGACACACAGAACGUCAAGUUUGUCUUCGAUGCUGUCACCGAUAUCAUCAUCAAGGAGAACCUCAAAGAUUGCGGCCUCUUUUGAGGUGCUUGAACUCACGUGUGUCCCUGACACCCUGUAGCCCUAGCCACCUCGUAGCCCUAGCACACAAGAGCCUCUCAGCCCCCCAGGACUCCUGGGCCCCAGCGUGAGGCCCCACCAGCCACGCCACAGACCCAAAGCCCUGAGCCCCACCAGCCUUGAGGCCCCAGCCCUCCCCCGUGGUUCCCAGGUCUCCCAGAGCCAGGUACC
This is a messenger RNA of Panthera uncia (snow leopard), 1702 nucleotides long. It is a transcript of the gene GNAT1, whose product is annotated as G protein subunit alpha transducin 1. The coding region runs from base 443 to 1495 and encodes 350 amino acids. The transcript is spliced from 9 exons. Gene Ontology annotation, molecular function: GTP binding; G-protein beta/gamma-subunit complex binding; GTPase activity. Gene Ontology annotation, cellular component: heterotrimeric G-protein complex. Gene Ontology annotation, biological process: adenylate cyclase-modulating G protein-coupled receptor signaling pathway. The record is from RefSeq and is a predicted model, not a curated record. Lineage: Eukaryota; Metazoa; Chordata; Mammalia; Carnivora; Felidae.